Venustampulla echinocandica is the source of this 363-nucleotide messenger RNA. RefSeq lists its product as uncharacterized. Lineage: Eukaryota; Fungi; Ascomycota; Leotiomycetes; Helotiales; Pleuroascaceae. The record is from RefSeq and is a predicted model, not a curated record. The transcript is spliced from 2 exons. The coding region runs from base 1 to 363 and encodes 120 amino acids.
AUGCACUUUCAAAAUAUCAUCAAGAUCGCAGUUCUGGCACUGCCAUUUGUCAACGCCUCCCCAAUUGCCAGCGGCCAUGAAGUCCGUGAGGCUCACGUCGAUGCUUUGGUUGAUCGAUCAACGCUUUGCUAUGUCAACAGCAAGCGGUCUGCGGAAGCACAUCCAGAAUGCAAGCGCAUCGCCGAACCAUCUCCAGGAACGCUCUGCUAUGUCAACAGCAAGCGGUCUGCGGAAGCAAAUCCAGAAUGCAAGCGCAACGCCGAACCAUCUCCAGGAACGCUCUGCUAUGUCAACAGCAAAAGAGCUGCCGAGGCACAUCCAGAAUGCAAGCGCAACGUCGCACCAUCUCCAGAAACGCUCUGA